This is a messenger RNA of Anopheles gambiae (African malaria mosquito), 10130 nucleotides long. RefSeq names its product ankyrin-repeat and fibronectin type III domain-containing 1 (gene wake). Gene Ontology annotation, molecular function: protein binding. Gene Ontology annotation, biological process: establishment of mitotic spindle orientation; signal transduction; regulation of establishment of bipolar cell polarity. The record is from RefSeq and is a predicted model, not a curated record. NCBI's taxonomy places the organism in Eukaryota, Metazoa, Arthropoda, Insecta, Diptera, Culicidae. Gene Ontology annotation, cellular component: spindle. The transcript is spliced from 12 exons. The coding region runs from base 1085 to 7189 and encodes 2034 amino acids.
ACACGCGAGAAGAGGGCAUUUGUUUUUGUCAGUUAGAACGAAGAACGCGCGCGCGCACACACUCACCAAAGUGCUGAUCGAAGCGAAUUUGAAGGCUGACAUUCAAAUUGCUUACUGUGUUUUUUCAAGAUCAAGUGAAAAGUUCCCCGUUUUUGUGUUUUUGGUGCCAUUCUGCAAUGCCGUCUACCGGUAGGAGUCGAAAAUGCGAGCUGCUGUCGGCGCUAUAAGCUAAACUAGGGUUAGGGGGUGCUUCAAGACGCGCGUGCGAUCCGCCGACGCAGAAGUUGGUUACGCGAAAGAAAGAAGGGGUCGGCAAAUGUGAACAUGAGAAAGUGCAACCACCGAUCGUUUGUGGUUCGCCGGGGCGCGUGUGUGUUUGUUUUCAGUUUGUGUGUGAAGUUUGAGCAAUGCUUUCCAACGAUGAAGCUAAUAAAUGAAUCUAGAAAACAAGCGUCUCGAAAGUGAAACAAACAGGGAAAUAAAAUCCCAACCACCUCCACACACACACAGAUACGCGUGUCUCGCGCCGCUCCUCUUGCUUCUUGUUAUGAUGAUCGUGUGCGGUGCUCAGUAUGAUGGUGCCGAGUUUCCACAAGUUCAAUUAAAACUCACAAAAAGGAAGAAAAGCGAAAAAACAAACCUUCCCGUUAUGGCUUUAACCAGGCAGUGCCAAGUGUUUUACGCUUGUAGUGGGUGUGUGGUGUGUCUGUGAAGCCGAAGGAAAUGUUGAAAGUAUUAAAAAACGCGUUAGAAAAGUGUACAUUUUUAUCGUCUUGUGUUUGCACAUAACACUCACGCACACAUGUACACAUACCGAAAGAAGCUCCCGCGUUGCUGUGGUGACGGGCUUUGGAAAAUGUGAAACGUGUGCAGUGAAGAGGAAGCAAGAACGACGUCGUCGACAGUGCAGUGAAAAACCUUCUUCCCGCGCGCGCACACACGGUUCGAAAGAUAACACAGGAAGGAGAGAAGAAACGCAGCGUGUGUGUGAGGGCGUGCGGGGGCCCCGUGUGUUGUGGCUGAAUCCAGUCUAGCGUCCGUCAAGAGACAGUAACCCCUGAAACAAAAAACAUAAACGAAACAAAUGGAACGCAUCCACAGUGCAAGCGGCAGUGAUACAGCAACCGUUCGGCACGUUGUGCGUUGCGAGAGUUUUGACAGCCGUGAAGCCAAAGACAACAGCAGCAGCAGCAGCACAUCAUCGUCCUUCUACCAGGAUCGAACGUCCUCGCGCACUGGACUCGCGGCCGACGGAUGCUAUUUCAAUGCUGUGUUCAACGACAGCAGCGAAACGUACGCGGACGUUGAGGAGGAGCCUUACGACGGGCACGCCCUAAAACCGGAUUCCAUCAGCACAGUGGCAAUGGUUCGCGUGACAGUUCCGUCAACACCGGUCGCCGCGGACGGAUCGCAUCCCUUCCGCCGGGGACACUCGAUGCGAUCGUCCUUCAACUCUCUGCGUGGGUUGCGCACGAAACUAAAGCAAGGAGGAGGCAGCACCGGCGUUGGAUCUACCACAGUGAACGGACACAACAGCGCCCGACUGGCUUACUGCCAUCUGCCAGCCGUCGGUGACCUGGCACGGUCUCCCUCGGCAGCGAGCACCAUCAUCGGCAAGCGCAGCAGCAGUCGCAGCAGCUCCAGUUCCUCCGGCACACACUUUGCCCGCUCGGCCAGCGACGAUGUGCGGCGCAGUUUGCGGAACAAGCUGCACAAGCUCAAAAUCACCUACCACGAGCUGCGCCGGCUCCAGACCAAGGUGCUGCAGGACAAAUCCUCCACCCUGGACGAAUCGUCCGAGGUGGGCGAGUGCGAGAGCCUGCCGGAAAACAUUCCCCCGAAAGCUGCCGCCCUGCUGAUGGAAGGAUUUUGCCGUGCGUCCGGUGUGCAGAGUUCGCUGAAAGUUCAUCGCCGAGCGCCAGAAGAGAAGACGACCUCGGUGGCACGACGAUCCAACUCAUUGCGAGCGGCCAAGGAGAGCAACGUUAGUGUACCGUUUGUUUUCGUCAAUCCAGUACCGGCGCGGGAAGACGCACCGAGCACGACGGGGAUGACGACCGAGGGCACGACUUUAACAGUGGUCAGAAAGCGACACCAACAAGAACCAGAACAACGGCAUCAACGCUCGCCAAACACUCCAAUGUUCGGUGCAAAGGCGUCGCAGCAGGCGGCAAAGGUGACGGUUGAAGGUGAACUGUCAAACCAGCAAUCCGCUGCUGACCAGCAACAGCAGCAGCAGCAGCAGCAGCAGCAAUCGUCAUCACCCGAACAUCAGCAGCAACCGUCACUAACCGUCACGAGGACCGCCACCAUACGGAAAGGAUCCGUGUGGGCAAACAAUACUACCAAGAUCAGCCUCCCGGAGCUGGUCACCCGGUCACUCUCCAACCUCGAGCUGCCCAGCUGCCGCCUGCCCUGUCCCAACCUUAUACCACGCCCGGCCGAGGUACCGACCACACCGGAGCACAAAUCGGCCGCCAGCUCCAGCUGCUCGCUGUCCACGCUCGAAACGCAAACGGCGACCGCCGGGGCAUCGGUCCAGUCGUUGCCCAUCGCGAUCGCCACCGGCGCAACCAGCAGCACCGUCUCGCUGACGUACGAAGAUGAGCUGUCCCCCGGUGGCUCGGCACGCAGAAAAACCAAACCAAACUCUCCGCUCGGGUCCCUGCUGGCUGCGGUCACCUCGCCCGUGCUGAGCCGCAUCUCGAGCGCCAGCUCGCCGAACCUGUCCAGCAACGGUUCCACCUUAUCGUCCCCGUCCGGCAGCCGGAUGGAGUAUCUACUGCCCCACCAGCAGCAUCCGCCCGGUGCAGGGGUGCAGGGUGCGGGACCCAUUCCCUCCCAGCAGAAGCACCAGCAGCACCAGCAGCAGCAGCAAUCGGUACUGCUGCCCAAGCACGGUACCGCACGGCAACAUUCGCCCAAGAUUGUGAAGAAAACGCGCCACCUAUCCACCAGCUCGGCCGACGAGCCGGACGCGUGCGACAGGAAGGCGCCUGGUGGCGGCGGCGGCGGCGGCGGCAAACUGUCCUCGAGCCGUCACGUGGAGGCGGAAAGAAAUGCGCGCAACGCACAGCAUUUGCUGCUGCGCGCGAACCGGCUCACCGUGAGCGAUAAUCAUAAUUUAAGCAACAGCGGAAGUGGCAACACGGCCGGUACCAUCAUCACACCCGCCACGACCAACUCGGUCGAUGUGCUGGCGGUUCACAAUGCGAAAAGCGUUUCCCCGCUACCAUCGUACACGCAGCAGCAGCAGCAGCAGCAGCAGUCAGCAGCAGCACCACCGUCCUACUGGAAGCAGAAGAAGCUCCCGACCAAGAAGCAGCACAAGCAGCUGCAGGCGCAACUAGACAAGCUGACCCAAAUUAACAUCCAUCUGCAUGCACUCUUCUCCGCCGUCGAACAUGGCCACCUGGAAAAGGCACGCACCAUCCUGGAAAGCACGGACGUGGACGUGAACAGUCUCAACAGCGACGGACUCACGCCGCUGGACGUGGCCGUGCUCAGCAACAAUCGUUCGAUGACGAAAAUGUUGCUGCAGCAGGGUGCCAUCGAAAAUGCACACUCGGUGCACGCGGCCAACAGCAACAUGGGACUGCAUCUGAACAAUCUGCUCUGCGAUGCCGAAGCGACCGUGCACGAGCUCGGGAACUUUGACGGCAGCCAGGCGGGCGGACUGGCCGGCAGCGAGCGGACCGGCACCGGGACCAAUGCAGGCAAAACCACCUUCUCCAACAUCAUCGGUAGCAGCGGCCCCUCGGUGACGAGCUGCACCGGAAGCGAAAUCGACAAGCAGGUGGGACUGUGGGAGCGCCGCGUCAAGGGUCUGCGGCGGAUGAUACUCGGCUGGGAGCAAACGAAACCGCCCGAUGUGCCGAACCGGAUCGACAUCGACGUGACCGGGUGCAGUGCGGUCAGCUUGCGGUUGUACGAACCGCUCGAAGGUGCCAUAACUACCAAAUUCAAAGUGCAAUGGUCAUCCCGGUCGGACUUUAGCAACGUGGUGGGCGAGCGCGAAAUCAGCGAAUGGUGCAGCUUCCACGGGUGCAUGGGUGCGGUCUGCAAUCUGAACGAGCUGAUCCAGGGCCGGCGCUACUUCUUCCGCGCCUGUGCCGGCAACGUCAAGGGCUGGGGACCGUACAAACUAUCCGUCCCGAACUGUGUCGUACCGUCGAGCUGGCGUGACGUCGAGAGCCGAGACAAUCGAUUCGCGGGCAAGCAGCGCAAUCUGGACGAGCUGUUCAACGCGGUCCGGUUGGCCCGGCCCGAGGAUGCGUCCGAGAUUGCGCUGGACGGUGGGCAGCAGCAGAAGCGCGCGACCAAGAAGAAAACCACCAUCAAGCAGCUGUUUUCGGCAGCGUCCAAGUUUCAGAAGAAUCUCAAACGGGGCAUCUAUUUGGCUUGCGUCCUGUACCACGAGGAUAAGCUAUUGCUCACCAACGAAGACUUCGUGCCGGUAAUUGAGAUUGAUGAAACCUUCACCAGCAAUCUGCACACCGAUUUCUACUGGCUGAUGAAGGUUGCCUGCACGUGGGACGACGUGAAGCUGCUGCGAAUGGACAUGGAACGGAACGCGUCGUCGGCGAUCCACUUCCGCACGAAGCUGCUGUCGGCCGCCUGUCAGAUGCAAUCGGCACUCUCCAUUACCGAUCUGGGGCAACUCUUCUAUCGCCCGCUACGAGACGUCCACGGCACGGUGGUACUGUCCUGUGUAAACUGUAUUAAGAGCCCUAAAGCGGUAUCGGUGCUCAACUCCCGAUGGAUACCGCUGAACAAAAUCCACAAAAAGCUCGCCCUCUCGACGGAGGAGAGCAGCAUCAACGAAAUUCUAAUGAACUCCAUCCAGGAACAGAUCAACUACCACCAGGUGUCGAACAUCAGGCUGUCGAGGGGCCUGUACGUCGGCUACCUCAAGAUGCAAAGCUCGGUGGACGUCAUCCAGGUGGUGGUCCCGGUGAAGGCACCGAACGUUCUUCCGCACUGUAAAAUACGCGACAAUCCGCACGUGUCGGCCGAGGAAUGGGAACUGAUCAAGCAGCACAAACCCUCCACCAUACUGGAGUUCCGGCCGAAGCAUCAGGGCCCAAGCGAGGUGCAGCUCCACUUUCUCGAGAUGCUCACGAAAGCCGUCCACAAUCUGUUCCAGUACAUGGACAUCCCGGUCGAUGUGGCGGUCGCCCAUCGGCUGUACGACGUCGAGGUGAUCGAGCUGAACGCGGACGUUAGCUUCCUGAUCAUUUGCCCGCCGGCGGAAAGUAGCUGCGCCGUGCCGGGGCAGAAGGAAAGCUUGCUGCAGCGCGGCGACCUCUUCUCGAUGCCGAUCCAGGCGUUCGAGAUGAUCCAUCUGAAGACGUACCAGGGCAGCAUCAUACAGAAGUACUCGCGGCUGUCCUGCAUCCUCGAGCUGGACACGAUGCUGGCGAACCAUCUGCACCGGGAGGCGUUCAGCAGCUCGGAGCUGCAGAAGGCAAAGGACCGGCUGGCGAAGCUGCAGGAGCUGUCCGGCGGGCUGAACACCAUCUGGAAGGGUGUGCGCUGGCUGAUGGAUGUGAUCGGGUAUGCGCGCGACCGGGCCAACAUGCCCGAGCUGAACAUGAAGCAAAUACUGGACUACAAGGCGGCGUACUUUGGCAAGCUGCCGAAGCACCAGCACCAGCAGCAGGCCAGCGACGAUCAGAAGAAGAAGGGUGGCAGCGAAACGCAACUGCUCCAUCCGCCCGGCACCGCGCCGAACAGCUUCCACAAAAGCAGCCCGGGCAGGGGGUCGUGGCCGGGCCCGGCCGUCGAGAACACGCUCGGCCACAACGGACUGCUGGACGCGGAGCACUCCAAGUCCGAGCAACUGCUGAAGUACAACAGCGCCCGGUUUCUGAACGUUAGCCAGGCGGGCUCGCGCAAAAACAGUGCCGACUCGAACUCGGUCGCUACGCACAGCAGCUACUACUCGGUGACGGGCGUCGAGCCGGAGAAGGAGUUUGUCGUGAUGCCCCGGUUACCCCCGUCACGGUCGGAAGAUACGCUCAACAGCUCCCAUCUGCACCAUCAUCUGCACCACGGCCACCACCAUCAUCAUGGUGGCGAGGGAGGUAAAGCGAUCGGUCCGGGUGGUGCGAUGGGAGGAGCCGGUGCCGGAGGAGGAGGAGGAGCAGGUGGAGGAGCUGGUAAGAAACGGCCUCCUACCAUCUACUCCAGCUACUCGGCCACCUCCAGCCCACUGUUGAACGUUCGCUCGCCGUUUCUAGUGCCGAUGGGACCCGCCAACGCCGCCCCCAGCAGUCCGGCCGGCGUUCUCGUCGCGAAAGUUCCACCGGUCGCGGUAGAAGAUAUUGAAAACUCCAAACAGCAGCCACCCGUGCAGCAGACGGCGGCGACCAGUGCAGCAGCCGGGACGGGACAGCAGCCUUCGCUAACGACGGGCGGGGCCGUGCCGUUCAAACUGCUCACGAAGAAAUCGCGCGAUCAAGCACUGAAAGCGAUCAACUUCAUCGAACGGGAGCAGCAGCAGGAGAUGGAAAUAUUCGAAGAGACGAAACCCAUCCUCACGACCACGUACCUUAAGCCCACGCUAGCAGCGCUGCAGAACGAAGCCAAAUCCUCCUACCAGCAGCAACCGGACAGCGGUACCGAACAAGCUCCCCGCGAGGCGACAGCCCAGCUUCCCCCGGUGCAACCACCGGAAACACUCACUCCCGCCGGAUCCGUUGCAAUCACCGUCGAACCAUCGGUACCACCCGCUACCACCACCGAUCUCGAGCCCGAAUCAGGCGUAUCGGAAGCACCACCCGGGACGGACGGAGCAGCGGCAGCGCCAACCGGUGGAGCUGCCGUCACAAACGCUACCAGCAUCCUGCAGGUGUAUGCGGCGUACGAAACCGGCCUACCGAGCGGGACGUCGCUAAAGCUGCGCGUAACGCCCAAAACGAGCGCCCGCGAAGUGAUCGAUCUCGUGGUGAAGCAGCUCAACAUGGCGGUGGUGCUGAAGGGCCGCGAAGGACCGAUCUACAGCUCGGAGCGGUUGGACAACUUCUGUCUGGUAGCCGUGAUUGGUGCCCGGGAGCGUUGCCUGCGGGACGAUUUUCGCCCGCUGCAGCUACAAAACCCGUGGCGCAAGGGCCGGCUGUACGUGCGGCAGAAGCACGAUCUGCUGGCCGCUAUCGAGCAUUCCAACCGGGAUACGGCGGACAUUUAAAGGGUGGAAGGGCAAACGGCGCCAUUGCUCUGAAGUGUGUGAUAGUGCGAUUGACUAAGUUUUCCGAAUUUACAAUUCGUAUAGUUGUUGUUUUGAAAUUUUGUUACACAAUUACCUUCCCCUCCCCUUCCCCCUCGCGGUCAGUAGCUUUAGGAAGCGACCGCGUAUGUGUGUCGGACUUGUUUGUAAAAUUGUUUGCACAGUUAUGUACAUUUUGUAAAACCCUAAUUAAUGUAGCGAUAGGAAACGGGAGGGAGGGGAUAGAGGUGGAAGGCAGGCAAUGGAAAUGUAUUGCAAGAAGGGCACGACGCCCCUUUGGGACUAUUUUUACCAACUUGACUAGCAGAAAAGGGGGAAGAGAACACGUGUUUUAGAAAUUGGGGAAAAAAUCAAAAUAUUAAAAACGUAGUGUAGUACCGUUUCAUCAGCUAAUACAAACAGAAUCAGAGGCAAAGGUGUUAAUUAGCAAACCACAUACCAAAAAAAAAAAAACAAACAAACAAACCGAUAACGGCAGUUCCCCUUCCCUCGGGCGGUGCGGAAACGCGAGCUACGCGCAAACGCAAACGUGUUUUAAAUGCGCCUCCAACGCUCUAGGACGCGCCUGACGCCGCAAUGUUGGAAUGGUUUUCCCGAUGAAAUAGAUGGAAAACUAAAACCUAAAAAAUCAAUUACUCUCAAUGGAAAAGAUGAUAGAUGUUUUUAUUUUAUCCUUUUUAUACGGGAGAGUAGUAGUAGUAGUAGUGGUGGUUGCGUGAAGGAAGGGUUAGGGAAAAGCCGUGCGCAGCUAGUGCGCCAGAGGUAUGAGGGGGUGUAUUGGUGUAUGAGGGGGGCGAAUAGUAAUUAGGAGUAAAAUAUUAGAAAGGAGAGUAAUUAGCGGGUAAUACAAGUGAGUGUGUGAGAAUGUUUGUACACAUUGCGUAAACUAAUGCCAGUGAAUUGUGGGAGUAAUGUAGAGCUAUAUAUAUAUAGAUGAAAAUAGGGAGAACAAGGCAAAACAUCCUAUUUCCAUUCAAAACUGUUGGAGUGUGGAAUUGCGGUACGAACAGGAGGAGCAAGGAUUGUGGAGUUUUUUUUUUAAUAUUUAAAUAAUUAUUAUUAGUAUACCGAUCUCACAAUUCUGAAUCAACAUUUCACGCAAUAGACCAUUACAAUUAAGGGAUUUUUAUCAUCUACCAACAAGUAAAGUAAGAGACAUAACAUUCAUUUACUACUAUCUCAUAGCCCCUUCACUCACACACACCCACAAAUACCAAUAGGAUCGAGCUUAGUGUACUUUUUACCACCACCACCACCACCACCACCACCUCCAGCAGCGAAAGCUACAGGAACAAAGUAAUAUCAUACCGAUGGGCAACGGAAAGCAAAACCCCGGCCCGCCUAUAUGUACCUAUUUUUGUGGCCGGACGCCGGUGUUCCACACUCUACUAGAUAGACCAAUUGAGACAACGAUCUUUGCCAGAAUCGCAACAGCAUCGACCAGCAAUAGUAAGACAGCUUUGGAGACCCGUUUUUUGGCAAUCGCCUCCAGGCCCUCCUCCCGGCGGUCCGCUUGCGUAGGUAAACCAAUAGAAUUGAUCGAUUUUUUUAGUGAUAUUUAGAAGAAUUUUCAUUCAUGAAGUGCACCCAGGAUUGUUAAACAGGGAUGCGUAUGUGAGAAGGAUGGGGAAGCAUGGGGACAAUACGCUCAAGAGUAUCCGAUUUCAAAAGAAAACAUACACCAAUUACGCACUAGUGCAACACACGUACGGACAUCAUAUAUACGACAAAUUUGAUAUUAAUGUUGGUUGUUGAAAGUUUCGGGCACACGAGUGUGUGUGUGUGUUAUUUUGUUUGUUUUUUUUUGCGUUGGCCACUUCUUCUCCAAUAAGAUAAAAAACGAAACCAAACCAACCGAGCUGAUGUUAGGAAUUCUAUCCGCUUGUUCGAUCGGGCAUACUAGAGUGAUGAUGGUGAUAUCCUGGGCGCACGUGGUGCUUUGGAUACAAUUUCUCCAUAUAUAUGUUUGCAUGCGUGUGAGAGUGUUACAGGGUUUUCCAGGAGUUAUAUAGUUCUCAUAGCUGUGGGACACUUUAUUGACUCUUUCUUACGCGAAAUGAACAAAAUGUAAUGGGAAUUGGGCUCUACAGCACCCUUGUGGGUCAAAUCCAAUAAGAAUGCCAAAGGAACCUAUAUGAAGUUCACUUCCCAUAGGAAAAAGUCAAGAAAGUGCCCCACAACUAAGAGAACCCUUGGAAAAUCCUGUAAGACUGGAAAAACAAUGCAACAAUCGAUUAAUGAGACUAGCAGCAGCAGGGUAGUAGGAUUUUAGAAAGCAAGUACAUCAAUCCAUUUUGCUGAUAGCGGGGGAGCAAACACACCAAAAACACACGCUUAAUUAGGAGCCCGAAAAAGAAAACCCAAAAUAUCCAAAACCGAAUGAGACACGCGUGUGUGUGUGUGUGUUUGUAUAUUAGGGAGACGUAAUCAGCAUCUGAAAAACAGAAGGAAGGAUUAACGAAAAAUCAUUAACUAAUCAUAUGUGGUGUUAUUUAGUGUUGGCAGGGAGCGAAGACACAGAGCAACAAGCAGACACAUACUAGGCAAUUGAAAAUUGCGUUGAUAAAAAAAGAGGCAUGAAAAUGGUGACACCGAAUGGUAACCAUGGUGAGCAAAAGCGUGGUGUAUGCCCGUGAACAUAGCUUCCCUUCCCGUCCCCCAAAAACCAUCCAUCGUGGUAAGAGGGGUAGGCUCUGGAGUGCAUCACAGUAGUAUCAGCUUUAACGGGGGUGACGUUGCAUGUUGGCCAGGCAGAUCUGGGUUGGUUCGUUAGGGUCCGUGUCUAGAUUUGUAACGAAAAUUCAGAGCUAUUUGAAGGUAAAACCGUGUCGUAUGUGUCCCACCGAGGGAAGAAAACUAGGAGAGUAAAAUGCACCAGAAGAUUCUAUCCAUGUUGAUCAUA